Coregonus sp. 'balchen' is the source of this 3012-nucleotide messenger RNA. The record is from the annotation of a GenBank genome assembly. NCBI's taxonomy places the organism in Eukaryota, Metazoa, Chordata, Actinopteri, Salmoniformes, Salmonidae.
AUGGACAAGAACGACCUGGUACAGAAGGCUAAGCUGGCCGAGCAGGCCGAGCGCUACGACGACAUGGCGGCGGCGAUGAAGGCGGUGACGGAGCAGGGCGGCGAGCUCUCCAACGAGGAGCGCAACCUGCUGUCGGUGGCCUACAAGAACGUGGUGGGGGCACGUCGCUCCUCCUGGCGCGUCAUCUCCAGCAUCGAGCAAAAGACAGAGGGCAACGAGAAGAAGCAGCAGAUGGCACGCGAGUACCGCGAGAAGAUUGAGGCCGAGCUGCAGGACAUCUGCAAGGACGUGCUGGUGAGAGAGCGCGGCCCCUUGCUACUCCCUAUGGUCCCCCCUCGCUCUUAAAUGAGGGGUCCCGUGAUGUUAUGGGGAUGUGUGAUAUAAUGUAACACUGGGGCUGUAGUUCAAUUCAUUUAGAGUCCAGGCAAUUUAGGAAUGCCUUAUACUCAACAGGCAUUUUUUCAUUAUGCAUUCUGAAUGUGAGCUGGAAUGAAUUUGACCCCAAAGCAAGGUUGCAAAGCAUAAUCUAUUUUGGGUUCAUCUUUUGUUUGGUCCUGUGUGUUGAAAGGGCGGACUUGAGUUGAAUGACACCCAACCAACCCCUCUUUUUUUCCUGUUUUAGGCACUCCUCGACAAUUACCUCAUUGCCAAUGCGACUCAGGCAGAAAGCAAGGUGUUCUACCUUAAAAUGAAAGGCGACUACUACAGAUAUCUGUCUGAGGUGGCAUCUGGAGAAUCAAAGAAGAGUAAGUAGACAUCUGUCCUAUGAAGAAGCUUCUGAGUCACCCAUAUUCGUUAACCAGCCACUUUCCUUCAGCCUCUGAUUAUCAUGGAAAUAAGCAAAACCUCAAAUUUGAUGUCCACAUACUACAUAAGAUCUAGACAAUGUUGAAUUAGUAUCCAUUAUACAGGAGAUGCGCUGUGAAAUGAAACAUGAAUUCACUUCAACAAAAGCAUGAUGCCGUUUAAUGAAUUGGGCCUCUUCUCUCUCUCUGUCACAGCCACAGUGGAGAACUCCCAGCAGGCCUACCAGGAGGCCUUUGACAUCAGCAAGAAGGACAUGCAGCCGACACACCCCAUCAGGCUGGGCCUCGCUCUCAACUUUUCCGUCUUCUACUAUGAGAUCCUCAACUCCCCCGAGCAGGCCUGCAGUUUGGCGAAGGCGGUGGGGCACCGUUAUACACUCGCUCUCGCACAAACACACACACACACACACACGUUCCACCGUCACACAGCAGCGCCUGCGUGAUCAGCGGGAGCCUGGCCUAACCGAAUCAAUACAGAGCGCAAACACGCCCCUCCUGCUCAGCUACACUGUAUAUACAAAAGUAUGUGGACACACCUUCAAAUUAGUGGAUUCGGCUAUUUCAGCCACACCCGUUACUGACAGGUGUAUAAAAUUGCGCACACAGCCAUGCAAUCUCCAUAGACAAACACUGGCAGUAGAAUGGCCUUACUGAAGGGCUCAGUGUCUUUCAACGUGGCACAGUCAUAGGAUGCCACCUUUCCAACAAGUCAGUUUGUCAAAUUUCUGCCCUGCUGGAGCUUCCCCGGUCAACUGUAAGUGCUGUUAUUGUGAAGUGGAAAUGGCUCAGCCGCGAAGUGGUAGGCCACACAAGCUCACAGAACGGGACCGCUGAAGCGCGUAGCGUGUAAAAAAUUGUCUGUCCUCGGUUCCAACACUCACUACUGAAUUCCAAACUGCCUCUGGAAGCAACGUCAGCAAAAUAACUGUUAGUCGGGAGCUUCAUGAAAUGGGUUUCCAUGACCGAGCUGCCGCACACAAGCCUAAGAUCACCAUGCGAUGGUGUAAAGCUCGCCGCCAUUGGACUAUGGGGCAGUGGAAACGUGUUCUCUGCAGUGAUGAAUCACGCUUCGCCAUCUGGCAGUCUGACGGACGAACCUGGGUUUGGCGGAUGCCAGGAAAACGCUACCUGCCCCAAUGCAUAGUGCCAACUGUAAAGUUUGGUGGAGGAGGAAUAAUGGUCUUUGGCUGUUUUUCAUGGUUCGGGCUAGGCCCCUUAGUUCCAGUGAAGGGAAAUCUUAACGCUACAGCAUACAUUCUAGACGAUUCUGUGCUUCCAAUGUUGUCGCAACAGUUUGGGGGAGGCCCUUUCUUGUUUCAGCAUGACAAUGCCCUCGUGCACAAAGCGAGGUCCAUACAGAAAUGGUUUGUCGAGAUUGGUGUUGAAGAACUUGACUGGCCUGCACAGAGCCCUGACCGCAACCCCAUCGAACACCUUUGGGAUGAAUUGGAACGCUGACUGCGAGCCCGGCCUAAUCACCCAACAUCAGUGCCCGACCUCACUAAUGCUUGUGUGGCUGAAUGGAAGUAAGUCCCCGCAGCCAUGUUCCAACAUCUAGUGGAAAGCCUUCCCAGAAGAGUGGAGGCUGUUAUAGCAGCAAAGGGGGGGACCAACUCCAUAUUAAUGCCCAUGAUUUUGAAAUGAGAUGUUCGAUGAGCAGGUGUCCACAUACUUUUGGUCAUGUAGUGUAUGUGUCACAAACCUGCUCAUUAACACCGGUGCUCGUGCUGUUGGCAUUUGCCAGAUAUUGAAUCAAAAAUAGACUUUGAUGGAUGGUGCUUUGUCAUCUGGUAUGCCCUUUUAGGGGUAAUGCGUUUUAAAGUGUUUUGGAGGCAUUGUAGGUUUUUGUAUUCUGGGACUUUCAGAACAUAUUUUUUACCUCCUUCCAUAUGCCUGUUUUCCCUCUAGGCUUUCGACGAAGCGAUUGCCGAGCUUGACACCUUGAACGAGGACUCUUACAAAGACAGCACCCUGAUCAUGCAGCUACUAAGGGACAACCUCACUGUAAGUGCUUACCGACAAUACACGCCUUGCCAAUGUAAUGCCAUUCAAAUGCAUUAUCGUUUGAUACUCUUGGAACUGAAUACCUCGAGUGUAUGAAUCCAAUGAACUCAAUGGUUGGGUGUGUUUUUUUUCUUCCCCUCUGCAGCUGUGGACAUCAGAAAACCAGGGUGACGAGGGGGAUGCCGGCGAAGGGGAGAACUAA